Molecule: messenger RNA, 1140 nt
Organism: Diaporthe citri
Lineage: Eukaryota; Fungi; Ascomycota; Sordariomycetes; Diaporthales; Diaporthaceae
Exons: 3
Coding region: 1-1140 (379 amino acids)
Source: RefSeq, a predicted model, not a curated record
AUGGGAGACCACUACUCCCGUUUACCACCUGCUCAAGGCAUGCCUGGAAGACCAGCGACCUCCGGGCUCGUUCUGCUGGAUGCCGAGCGCAUGGCUGUGUUCCGCAACGCAUUAGAUAAUAUAUUGCUUUCCGAUAUCGCCGAGACCACAUUCUCAGAGAUCCUUGACGGCCUGCCAACGGAGGGUUCUUGGCUUGAGUUUGACGUCUGGCAAGAGGGGCAUCCCGUGGAUGUAUUGGGACACAAUGAACUAUGUGUUGGUACUCGAGAGAAGGCCAGGAAGCUUCGCGCUGACUUCGACGUUUACAUUUUGUCUUUCCCCACUGCGAACCUUCGCGACUUCCAAAAGGCUGUCCCAGGGACUAGGAGCUAUCUACUCAGCCUUAUUGAGUUACUAGCCAGGUCAUGCCAUGAGAUCGCUGCCCGCUUAUUUGAACUUGACGAUGGUAUCCACAACCACAGCGUUUACGAGGCAUGGCGCGAUGUACCGGUCGACCCCCUUUCGAACCCACUGAUUCGCCCAUUUCGGCGACCUUCCGUAUUCUGCCACGGCUCAUAUAGUUUCCAUGAUCAAUAUCCUCGUGGCCUUGCUGAUGUGGUCGGAUAUUGGGCGGAAACCAGGAUCUUUGGGGGUGUUGUCGUGUUCGACAGAGGAUCGACCGGUACCGAGCGAAAAGAGAUGUAUAUACACGGAGGUCACAAGAAAGCCCCGUUGACGCUGUUUCCCCCCACCUCAGAUCAAUUCGACGCACUGGCACAGUACCUGCUCCAAGGACAGUCAGCGGACACCCCAUGUCCUCUACCCAUCAAAGCGUCUCGUCUUAACGGCUAUCGCUACCAUCCGCAUGACGCCAUUUCUCGCUUCAACAUAUUCCGCGACCGGCACGAGAGGAAAGAGCCGCCUACCAGGAGCACACACCGCAUGUAUAUGGAUGGGCGGAACUGGCCUGAGAUGGAGUAUCUUUUCCAGGUCCUGGACCUUCACUCCAAACGUGCUGAAGGCGAGCAGAUUGAUGAGGCAGAGCUAGCUGCGGCGGAAGAAGGUAGGCGGCGUAUCACGCCGUCGUCUCCGUACUGGCCGUACGGAGGGGAAAUAGACCCUGAGGCAACGUGUACAGACAGCGAAUGGAUGUUUCAAUAG